This is a messenger RNA of Pygoscelis adeliae (Adelie penguin), 5067 nucleotides long. Its product is annotated as mucin-5AC-like. NCBI's taxonomy places the organism in Eukaryota, Metazoa, Chordata, Aves, Sphenisciformes, Spheniscidae. Gene Ontology annotation, molecular function: protein binding. The coding region runs from base 1 to 5067 and encodes 1688 amino acids. The record is from RefSeq and is a predicted model, not a curated record. Gene Ontology annotation, cellular component: extracellular matrix. The transcript is spliced from 32 exons.
AUGGGGUUUGGCAGGGGGAUGUGGGUACCAGAAUGGGCUUUCCUGUUAGGAGUUUGCUGUAUCCAUCAGAUAGCUUCUGCUACAGUUUCAUCUAAGGUGAACAUCAUCCAGCCAAUGCUGACAAAUCCAGUAAUAACACCUUCCAAUCCUGCUCACAAUGGCCGCGUGUGCAGCACAUGGGGCAACUUCCACUUCAAGACCUUUGAUGGAGACAUAUUCUCCUUCCCUGGGCUCUGUAAUUAUGUUUUUGCAUCCCAUUGCAACACUCCCUAUGAGGAUUUCAACAUCCAGAUUAGGCGCAUAGUGGUGGAAAACGCUCCAACAAUCAACCGUAUCAUCGUGAAACUUGAAGGUGUAGCUGCUGAACUAACAAAGAAUGUUGUCCUGAUCAACAGCAACAAAGUUCAACUGCCAUACAGUCAAUCUGGAAUUACGAUAGAGAAAAGCAGCAUUUAUGUGAAAGUUGCCAGCAAAAUGGGUGUUGUGUUAAUGUGGAAUGAAGAUGACAGUAUCCUGCUGGAAUUGAAUGAGAAAUAUGCCAAUCAGACCUGUGGACUUUGUGGGGACUUCAAUGGCUUUCCAAUUUACAAUGAGUUCUAUUCAAGCAAUAUUAAGAUGACAGCCUUGCAGUUUGGUAAUAUGCAGAAAAUGGAUGGGCCAACAGAACACUGUGAAGACUCCACUUCUACCCUGCCAGAUAAUUGCACUGAUAAUUUUGAUGACAUAUGCCAGAAAACAUUGACCAGCUCUGCAUUUGCAGAGUGUAAUGACCUAGUUGAUGUUAGAGAGUACAUUAUGGCUUGCCAAGAUGACUUGUGCCGCUCUGAAGAGUCUAAAAAUGCCUCAUGUGUCUGUGACACCUUUGCUGAAUACUCCCGGCAGUGUGCUCAUGCUGGUGGGCAUCCUCUGAACUGGAGAACCUCAAAACUGUGCCCCAAAAGGUGUCCUUACAACAUGCAGUACCAGGAGUGCAGCUCCCCCUGUGCUGACACGUGCACCAAUCCUGAACGAUCUCAGUUUUGUGAAGAACACUGUAUGGAUGGUUGUUUCUGCCCCCCAGGGACUGUAUUUGAUGACAUCAACAAUUCUGGCUGCAUUCCCCGUCAGCAGUGCUCCUGUGUUUACAAUGGCAACACCUAUGCUACAGGAACUUCUUUUUCAGAGCAGUGCCAUUCCUGUACCUGUAAUGGAGGCCAGUGGAGCUGCCAAGACACGUCAUGCCCAGGAACAUGUUCAGUAGAGGGAGGUUCACACAUUUCCACAUAUGAUAAAAAACACUACAAUCACCAUGGAGACUGCACUUACGUCCUUUCUAAGCACUGUAAAGAUGAAACGUUCACCAUCCUGGUAGAACUACGCAAAUGUGGCCUAACAGACACUGAGACAUGCUUAAAGACAGUGAUCCUCAACAUGAAUAAAGGACAAACUCUCAUUGAAGUCAAACCUGAUGGUGGUGUGUUUGUGAACUCGAUCUACACCCAACUGCCCAUCUCAGCAGCUAAUGCCACUGUGUUCAGACCUUCAUCAUUCUUCAUCAUCAUACAGACAAACUUUGGCGUCCACCUUGAAAUCCAAAUCACACCCAUCAUGCAAGUGUUUGUGCGACUGGAUCCUAUUUUCAAAGACCAGACCUGUGGUCUCUGUGGAAAUUUCAAUAAUAUCCAAACUGAUGACUUCAAGGCCAUAAAUGGAAUAAUUGAAGGAACAGCAACAGCAUUUGCUAAUACGUGGAGAACUCAGGCUUCAUGCCCUAAUAUCCAGCGCAGUUUUGAGAACCCUUGUGCACUCAGCAUUGAUAAUGAAAAAUAUGCUCAGCAUUGGUGUGGACUACUAACUGACAGCAAAGGACCUUUUGCUGAUUGUCACUAUGCAGUGAAUCCCUCUGUUUACCACAUGAACUGCAUGUUUGACACAUGUAACUGUGAAAAUAGUGAGGACUGUCUGUGUGCAGCCCUGUCUUCCUAUGUGAGAGCUUGUGCUGCAAAAGGAAUCCAGCUGCGUGGAUGGAGGACUGAUGUCUGCUCAAAAUACACCACCUCAUGUCCCAAAUCCCUAAGCUACAGCUAUACCAUCUCUUCCUGUCAACCCACUUGUCGGUCUCUGAGUGAGCCUGAUGUCACAUGCAACAUUAAGUUUGUCCCAGUUGAUGGCUGCACUUGCAUAAAUGGAACCUACAUGGAUGAGAGUGGCAAAUGUGUGCCUGCUAAUGAAUGCCCCUGCUACUACAGAGGAUCUCCCAUACUAUUUGGAGAGAUUGUCCAUGACAACGGGCUUGUAUGCACUUGCAUCCAAGGAAGACUGAAUUGCAUUGGAGCACCCAAUCCAGCUCCAGUCUGUGAAUCUCCCAUGGUCUACUUUGACUGUAGCAACAUCACUGCAGGAACAACUGGAGCAGAAUGUCAAAAAAGUUGCCAGACUCUGGAUAUGCAGUGUUAUAGCACGCAAUGUAUAUCUGGCUGCAUGUGCCCAGCUGGGCUUGUGUUAGAUGGGGAUGGUGGUUGUAUUCCUGAAGAGGAAUGUCCGUGUAUUCACAAUGAAGCCAUGUAUCAGCCUGGGGAAAAGAUCAACGUUGACUGUAACACCUGUGUAUGCAAGAAUAGGAAGUGGGAAUGCACCAAAAACCAAUGUCUGGGCACUUGUGCUGUUUAUGGAGAUGGUCAUUAUAAUACCUUUGAUGACAAAAGGUUCAGCUUCAAUGGAAACUGUGAAUACACACUACUUCAGGACCACUGUGGGAAGAGUGGCACAGCCAAUGGGACCUUCAGGGUUAUCACUGAAAAUAUUCCCUGUGGCAACACUGGGACAACUUGCUCAAAAUCUAUCAAAGUUUUCUUAGAGAGCUAUGAACUGAUACUUGGUGAGGAGCAUGUCAGUGUCGUAAAGAGAGGACAAAACAAUGAGGUACCAUACACAGUCCGCUAUAUGGGUAUGUACUUGGUAAUUGAGACCACAAACGGACUGAUCCUCAUGUGGGACAAGAAAACCAGCAUCUUCAUCAAGCUCAGCCCUGAUUUUAAGGGCCAGAUCUGUGGCCUCUGUGGAAAUUACGAUGGCAACGGCAUCAAUGACUUUACUACAAGGAGUCAGUCUGUGGUAGAGAAUGUCCUAGAGUUUGGAAACAGCUGGAAAGUAUCCUCUACAUGUCCUGAUGCUUACAGCAUAAAGGAUCCAUGUUCUACCAACCCUUAUCGAAAGUCCUGGUCAGAGAAGCAGUGUAGCAUCAUCAACAGCAACGUCUUUGCUGCCUGUCACUCUCAGGUUGAACCAGCAAAAUAUUACCAAGCAUGUGUGACAGAUGCUUGUGCAUGUGACACUGGAGGAGACUGUGAUUGCUUUUGUACAGCAGUAGCUGCCUAUGCUCAAGCAUGUAGUGAAGUUGGUGUCUGCAUAGCCUGGAGAACCCCAUCAAUUUGUCCACUGUUCUGUGAUUACUACAAUCAACAAGGGGAAUGUGAAUGGCACUAUAAGCCUUGUGGAGCCUCCUGUAUGAAGACCUGUAGGAACCCAAGUGGAAAAUGCCUCCAUAACUUGCCAGGUUUAGAAGGCUGCUACCCUAACUGCCCACCAGACAAGCCAUAUUUUCAUGAGGAUGAUAUGAAGUGCGUCAGUCUCUGUGACUGUUAUGAUAAUGAAAAUGGAAAGAUAUAUAGACGGGAUGAAUGUCAUUUAUGUGAAUGCACAUCAGAAGGUUUACAGUGCAAAUUUGAUGAUAAAGCGUGUCACUGCAUUUAUGAAGAGAAGAGAUAUAAAUAUGGUGAACUCAUCUACAACAUCACAGAUGGAGUUGGAUGGUGUUUCAAUGCAACAUGUGAUGUCAAUGGAACAAUAAACAGAAAUAUCUAUAAAUGUGACAUACCUACAGUUAUCACAUUUCCAUUUUCUACAAGUCAGCCCACAACUUCAGAAAUGACAACCACAACUCCAGUGACAACUGUAUGUGUGAAGAACAUAUGUGCAUGGUCAGAAUGGUAUGACUGCACACAGCCUGAAAACAAAGAGGACAGUGGAGAUUAUGAAACAUUUGAAAAUCUCAGAGAUAAAGGAUACAAUGUGUGUGAAAACCCAAAGGGUGUUGAAUGCAGAGCCAAAGAACACCCAGAUAUAGAAAUAAACAAUCUUAACCAAACCGUACAAUGUAAUCAAAGCAUAGGAUUAAUAUGCAAUAACAAAGACCAACAAUCUAGGCACUGCUAUAAUUAUGAAAUCAGAAUAUCAUGCUGCAGAUACAUACCAUGUUCAGAAAUACGAACUACAACACCAAGAACCACAGAAGAAUUCACAACAACUACUGCUGUAAAAUCAACACCAUUUACAUUACAGACAACCAUAAAACCAACAAAACAAAAACAAGGAACUGAAGCGCAAGAAACCACAGUUCCUACAAUGUCACCAAAAGACAGAGAAAGCACGACUCCUCUGACUGAAACUUCACCUAGAGCAAAGACAUCACUUAUCUCAACAACAGGUUACCAGACCACAUCAACUCCAGCAGAAACCUCCACUGCGGCAACCCAGGCUCCAACAUCACCCACUACUCCCUCCACCCUCCCCCAGCCAGCAACGACAACCACUGCUGGCACCACGGUUCUCCCCAGUACCACUGCCCCUCCAACACAAGGCACAACCACCAUCACACCAACAGCAACAGUGCCCACCUCAGCCAGUAGCACUGCCAGCACCUCCAGGACCACCACAGGAAGCACCACAACAUCCACAGCCACGUCUACUCCAGCAGAGACCUCCACUGCGGCAACCCAGUCGCCAACAUCACCCACUACUCCCUCCACCCUCCCCCAGCCAAAGGCACGACCAUCAUCACAACCAUUAGCAGGGCCAGCACCACCAACACCCCCCCCCCUUCAACACAAGGCACAACCACCAUCACACCAACAGCAACACUACGUCUACUUCAGCAGAGACCUCCACUGCGGCAACCCAGUCGCCAACAUCACCCACUACUCCCUCCCCCCUCCCCCAGCCAGCAACGACAACCACUGCUGGCACCACGGUUCUCCCCAGUACCACUGCCCCUCCAACAGAAGGCACGACCAUCAUCACAACCAUUAG